Molecule: messenger RNA, 1164 nt
Organism: Neltuma alba
Lineage: Eukaryota; Viridiplantae; Streptophyta; Magnoliopsida; Fabales; Fabaceae
Product: beta-1,6-galactosyltransferase GALT29A-like
Exons: 1
Molecular function (GO): sialyltransferase activity
Source: RefSeq, a predicted model, not a curated record
CGCAACACCGCCACACCGCCAACCAAUUGUCUCAUUAAACACGUCUCACCAAUGAAAUGCUCGGUUCGUCCGCUCUUUUGCAUUCUGCCCAUCAUCGUCUUCCUAGCCAUUCUCAGAUGCCAAACCAUCUUCUCUAAAGGCUUAGUUUCAAUGGAGCUCAUAAACAGCGUAUUGGUUCUAAGUGCAGGUUCAUUAUCCAACGAGACACUGAUAAAAUACGCUGCCAUCGACAUCGGAGAAAAACAAUUAAACCAAGAAAUCCAGAAGAUUCUUGAUGUUGACUUUGGCAGUCAACCAAAACAGCCCCCGUUUUUUCCAUGGAGAUUCAAUGCCCAUGACGUUCGCUAUGGACAGUGGUUGGAGUUCCGAAGGGUUCUGUCCGAUUGGGCCCAAAAUAAGAGAUUUGAACCAAAUAUUAUGUCCGAGUUGACACGUCUCAUAAAGCAUCCAAUCGGCAGGCGUAAUGGUCCAGUGGGCUCCGACCGCCGGUACCAGUCAUGUGCGGUGGUCGGAAAUAGUGGGAUUCUGCUGAACAGUGAGUAUGGCGAGCUGAUUGAUAACCACGAAGUGGUUAUUCGAUUGAACAAUGCGAGGGUCGGAAGGUUUGACAAAAACGUAGGGACAAAAACUAACAUUUCGUUUGUAAAUAGCAACAUCUUGCAUUCAUGUAUGAGAAACAGAGAAUGCUUUUGUCACCCAUAUGGAUCACACAUUCCAAUGGUUAUGUACAUAUGCCAGCCAGCACAUUUACUGGACUACAUUCUGUGCAAUUCGUCUCACGAGGCGCCACUUGUGAUCACCGAUCCAAGGUUCGAUGUGCUCUGUGCUCGAAUAGUGAAGUACUAUUCAUUGAAACGUUUCGUUACGGAAACAGGGAAGGGGUUAGAGGAAUGGAGCUCUGCUCAUGGUGGUGUUUUCUUUCACUACUCUUCCGGGAUGCAAGCUCUGAUGAUGGCUUUGGGGAUAUGUGCGAGAGUGAGCAUGUUUGGUUUUGGCAAGUCAGCUUCAGCUAAACAUCAUUAUCACACCAGCCAGAGGGCCGAGCUCGAUUUGCAUGAUUAUGAAGCAGAAUACGCAUUUUACAGAGACCUCGUCCUUGGACGGAGGCCUAUACCAUUUCUUCCGGACACUUUCAAGAUUCCUCCCCUAACCAUAUAUCAGUGA